This is a messenger RNA of Closterium sp. Naga37s-1, 11664 nucleotides long. NCBI's taxonomy places the organism in Eukaryota, Viridiplantae, Streptophyta, Zygnematophyceae, Desmidiales, Closteriaceae. The record is from the annotation of a GenBank genome assembly.
AUGUCACCUCCCGCUGUUUGCGCCUUGUGCCCGGCACCCGCGACCGUGCACUGCCCCGCGGACAGCGCUAAUCUCUGCGCGUCGUGCGAUCUCGCAGUGCACAGCGCCAACACCAUCGUGCACAGACACGUGCGCACCGUCCUCUGCCGCUGCUGCGCCGCCCCCACGACCGUGCAGAUCUGCGGCCUGCCCGCCUCCACUGCCGCCACUCCCCCUUGCAUCUGCGCGUCCUGCAUGAUGCCUCUGCUCUGGCCGUCCACGGGAUUCCCUGCAACGAACGCUGGUAACCUGGUUACCAGCGCGCAGACGUCUGGGCCGUGCCCACAGAGCUUAGCGGCUGCUACGGGUAGCCUUCUGCCGGAAGGGCUUACGUCUGGUUCGGAGCGGCUUCUGCAGGGGUUCUUAAACGCUAGCUCGAGUUUCUCCCUCGGGAACUCCGCUGCUGCCGCGCCGCCUCUCAUGACACAUCUUCCGCGCCCGGCGGGGUUCGUGACGGGUGUCCGGGGUGGGAUUGUCCAGGCGGCGACUGCGGCUCAAAUUGACGACAACUCUCCGGUUAGCGUGCUCACGACGGAGUCUGACGCUUUCCGUGCGACGGAUUUCGUCAACCAACAACCGCGAGAGAAGAUGCCCCAGGAAGGAAUGUUUCAUAGAGUACCGUCUCAAGACAUCAUGUUUCCUGGGUCGUUCCGGCCAGAGGGGUUGAUUCGACAGGAGGAAGCUGAGUCGUAUCGAGCCUGCGAGCAGCAGCAGCAGCAGCAGCAACGUGAACACAGCCCACUCACUUUGUCUCUUUUUCCACUUUCCGCCGACGAAGGUUCGUCCGCCGGGAAGAUGGCGCGCAGAAUUCACACUGAUGUAACCGACGAUAGCCGCGUGUCGUGCUGCGCUGUCCCGCCGCUGAUUCCGGUCGACGAGCCCCAGAGCAAGCGGCAGCGGGUGCAGGCAGGGAGUGGCGUCGACGCGCCGCUAGCAGCGUCUGCGUUUCUCCCCUUUGUAAGGCCUCUUUGCACCGGGUUUAAGCAGUCCGAUGGUGCAGCGACGGUGGUUGGGAUGGGCUUGGGAAAGAGGCCGUACGAAGCGUGCGAGAAACAGCAAUUUCCAUCAACUGCGGAGGCAACAGGGGCAGCAGCACCAGGAGCGGAGCCUGCGCGGGGAAAGCUGGGCAAGACUGCGUCCGCGCGGCUCCGCCACGUGUUGCUGACGUGGCAGUCACGACUGGGCCUCCAGGUACCCACGGUUCGCGCGUUGGCAUUCCACAUGCUUCAGCGCGUGCUGCUGCGGCUACAGCCGACGGAUAUGGCGGCGGAGUCGCUGCGCGUGCUGCUGGCUGCGUGUCUGUGGGUCGCGGCUAAGAACGAGGAGAACCAGAAGAGUGUACCGAAAGCGAAGGCGGUUGCUGCUGUAGCGAAGGUGCCUGUAUCGCGUCUGGCUGUGUACCUCCCAUCGCUCGCAUGCCUUAACCUCUCGCGCAACCCGCAAGUCAAUGACACCACUGCCACUGCUGUCAUCCCGUGGAUCCCUUCUCUCCGGCAUCUGGACAUGAGCCACACAGCAGUCACCAGCUCAUUUCUCGAUUCACUCACCUACGGUGCACGGCUGAAGGGGUGGCGGAACAAUGCUCAGGAAGCUUCUAGGAAGGCGGAAGCACGGAAAGCAGCCAAGCGCCCGUGGUGGGAGGCGGCCACACACACAACGGCAAUCGCUGACCCCAACCCAUACGCCUCCUUUACUACGAAGCGAUCUCGCCUGAACCAGGAACAGCAGCAGCAGUCGUUACCAGAGGAGCAGCCGCAGGCAGUAUCCGAGCAGCAGCAGCAGCAGGAGGUUGAGGGACAAGAGCAGUCGGAGUGGCGUGAGUGCUGUCUGGUAUACCUGCGGCUGCAAGGGACGCUUGUGGAUAGGGUUGGAGCCACACACCUGCUAGGUCUGAGUGCUACAGUGCCUCUGGACGGCAUGUUCUGUCUGGACUUGAGAGAUACACUGGUGAAAGGCAAUGUGCUGAGCAAGUUGAGAUCCUCUCCCGUAUCGCUCGUCCCCACUGCUUUUGCCUUCCUGCUUUCUCCCCUCUCAACAACAGCCACUUUUCAUCUGCUCUCCCCACCCAACGAGCCUCGCCUUCUCUGCCGAACCAACGCCCUUGCUCUCAACAUCCUCCGAACCUACCCAGGCACGGCACAUGGCUCCGCGGGCGGAGGCGCGGGGCGGCAGGAGGGGAACCUGUGGGGGCAGGCGCGGAGUGUGUUCAUGAGCGCAAUACUGGCGGAACCUCCCCCAGAGAUUCGCAGAGAAGUUACUCGUCCCACAAUCAACACGGGCACAGUCAGUGGCACAGACGCUCUCACAACGCUGCUGGCAGGGAAUGACAUCCGUAUAGUGCGCCGGCGAGACACUGGCACUGCUGGUGGUGGUGGUGCUAGUGGUGGGGAGGGCGGGCGGGGAAGAGGGGCCAACGGGGGCGUGGGGAGGGGGACAGGGGGAGGCGGAGGAGGGGGAGGGGAGGAUGGGAGGGAGAGGGGAGGGGAGAGGGGAGGGGUGAGCGAGGAGGAGAAGGAGGCACUGUUUGCGAUGGCUGCUCGGCACGAGUGGAUGUCGUAUUUGAGGGAAGAGAUACUGCUGCUGCAUAUUGAGCGUCAGAACGAGCUGGUGGCGGCCCAGCAGCAGCAGAAGAAGAAAGGCGGAGGCACACCCACUGCUGCCGCUGCUGGCACACCCAAUGCUGCCGCUGCUGGUGAGUGCAUUUUCGAGUCCCCACGUCUCCUUCCCCCUUCUCGCCCCUUCUCUCCAGCAGCAACCAGCAGCAGGAGCGUGUGGGCGCCAACCAACGACCCAGCAGCCAUGCUCCAGGCAAAACUCGAUGUUGAAAUGCCUCAGUUCAAGUCCCGUCCCCCUGCUGCUGCCCCUCCCCUCUCCCCAAUUUUCUUCCCCCCCUCCCAUUCACCCUUUUCUUUAGCAGCAGCCAGCAGCAGGGCCGUGUGGGCGCCAACCAACGACCCAGCAGCCAUGCUCCAAGCCAAGCUAGACGUUGAAAUGCCUCAGUUCAAGACCCGCCCCUCUGCUGCUGCCUCUGCCACUGCUGCUGCCGCUGCCAAGGGGGAACUUCGACGCAAAAAGAGCUCUGCCCCUGAUGGAUCAGGGGAAAGUCUCACCUCGACUGCUGCUGCUGCUGCUGCUGCUGCUGCUGCUGCUGCUGUUGCACCUGCAGCUGUGGCGGCUGCUGGUCCUGCUGCUGCUGAUUCUACCGCUGCUGGCGCUGACCCAUUCUCCCGGCGUGCGUCGAGUGGGGAGAGGGCGGCCAAGGCAGCAGCAGAGGCGGCGACAACGGGCGGGCAGAGGAUGAUUCGCGUGUGGGAGAGGAUGAAACGCAUCAUCCCCAACAACCCCUCCUCUGCUGCCGCUGCUGCUUCUGAUGCCGCCGCUGGUGGUGGUGGCAAUAGCAGCAACGAAUUCCUCCCAGAGGCGUGUCAUCGCAGCCACCUGAGCCAGUCGCUCUCGGCUGGACUCAUUCCUGCCGACCAGAGAGGCCCCUCCUGGAUUGCCAUGGCGUGUUCCGACCCUGAGGACGACCUGAUCAACCGCACCAGCUACUCGCAGCUCAAGGAGCGAGCUGCCUCUGCACCUCCCACUGCGUAUGUGUGUGACCCGGACACGUGGUACUGCAGUGGCAUGGUGUGUGACCCGGACACGUGGUACUGUAGCGGCAUGGCGUGGAUGGCGCUCACACUGCUCUCCCUCAUGGCGGAGGAGGACGCCUUCCUCUCCCUCCUCUUCCUCAUGCACCGCCUCUCCUCCCCCCUCUCCCCCUCGUCCCCUUCAGGUGUUUUGGUGGUCCCAAGGGACAUGGAACUGCAGGAGCACGAGGUGGCCCCCUCUCCUUCCGCUCUCCAGCCUUGUAUUUCACUCCCCCCCUCCUCCUUUUCUCCCAUUUCCCUCCCCAUACCACCCCCCCCCCUUCAGGUGUGUGACCCGGACACGUGGUACUGCAGCGGCAUGGCGUGGAUGGCGCUCACUCUGCUCUCCCUCAUGGCGGAGGAGGACGCCUUCCUCUCCCUCCUCUUCCUCAUGCACCGCUGCGGCCUCCGCGGGCUCUUUGCACCCAACAUGCACCAGCUCAACACGCGUCUCUCGCAGCUCUCCCAGUUCCUGGCGGAGUCAACACCUCGCCUGCACUCCUUCUUUGAGGACCUGCAGCUCAAACCAAGCAUGUAUGCAGCGGACUGGCUGCUCUCCCUCUUCGCCCGCCACAUGCCUCAAUACCUCGUGUAUCGCGUCUUUGACAUUGUGCUGGCUGAGAAGACCAUGUCAGUCGUGUUCAAGCUCGCAAUAGUGCUGCUGCAGGUCACCCGGCGUCAGCUGAUGCUGUGUCCAGAGUUCGACUACUGCCUGCACUUCCUGCACUCUGAGCUGCCUCUGGAACUCAAUCUCCUCCCCGACAGGGAAGUGGAGGAGCUGGUCUCCAAGGCGCUGAGGGUGCGCCUGCCGUUUGAGAGCGUGUUGCGGCUGGAAGCAGAGUACGACCAGCUGGCAGGGGAAGCGGCGGUGGCGGCACAGGAGGUGCAGGCAGCAGCAGAGGCGAGCGAGGUGGCUGCAGAGUCAUGGGAGCGCGACAGGCAGGAGAUGGAGGGCGAGCUGCUGCAUGCGCUCGAGCUACUGGGUUCGUCUCAGACAUACCUCUCAGCACUCUUCACUCACUUCAAGGCCGUGCAGGCACGUGCCGGCCUCACCAGACAGCUGAGCGCCGCUGCUGCUGCUGCUGCUGCUGCUGCUGGUGCUGCUGCUGGUGGUGCUGCUGCUGGUCCUCAAACUGCUGCCCCUCAAAAUGCUGUCCUUCAAACUCACCCAGUCUCGCUUUCCUCAGACCCCAAACCGAUCUCCCUUCCUGACCUCCCACCUCUUCCCGAGCCACCGACUCCUCCCGAACCUGCCCAGCCUCGGCCGCUGGUGGUUCGGAUUCCGGGCCUGGAGCCCGGAGCUGACAUCAGCAGCAUGUCCACCGCCGCUUUGCUAAGUGCGGUGGCGACGCUUAGGAAGCAGAGGGCAGCAGCGGAGGCGGCACUUAUGGCAGCAGAGCAGCAGCUUAUGGAGUGUAUACGGGGUGACAAUGCGGCGAUCGAUGCGUGUCUGAGGGGGCAGGCUAUGAGGGCGAGGAAGAGGCAGUUGGUUGGGCGCAAAGGCAGUGGGUCUGGCUAUGAGGGCGAGGAAGAGGCAGUUGGUUGGGCGCAAGGGCAGCGGGUCUGGUGGGGGGUGCUGAGAGGUAGCAGAGAAGCAGAGCAGCACCAGCGGCUAAGGGAGUGCAUCAGGAGUGACAAUGCGGCGAUUGAUGCGUGCCUGAGAGGACAGGCUAUGAGGGCGAGGAAGUGGAAGUUGACAGGGCGCAAGGGAAGCGGGUCUGGCUAUGAGGGCGAGGAAGAGGCAGCUGGUUGGGCGCAAGGGAAAUGGGUCUGGUGCUGCGAGUGUGGCCAGCCGUCAGCCUCGUCCUCCCGCCUCGUUCCCUUCUAUGAGCUCGAGCUACCACUGUACACUCCAGCACAGGAAUCCGCACAACUACCAGCGUCUCCCCAGACCAAGGGACCUCUGAAACGCAAGGCCAAGGGAGGAGCAGCAACAGAGAAGGGGGCUGCCAAAAUGAAGGGUGGAGCAGCAGCAGCGGCGGCAGCAGGGGAGAAAGCCGGUGUGUCUGUGCAGCAGUGUCUUGAGCGUUACACAGCGGAGGAGCGGCUGGAGGGUGGUAACCAGAUGUGCUGCGAGCAGUGUGGGCGCAAGACAGAUGCCACCAGGAGGGUGUGCAUUCGUACCGUUCCCCCCGUGCUGAACCUGCACCUCAUGCGCUUCGUGUUCGACGCUAAGACCAUGAGCAAGAAGAAAGUGACUUCAGGGGUGCGCAUUCCUCUCACUCUCGACCUCUCGCCGUACGUGGUGCAACCACGAGGGGUGCGCAUUCCUCUCACUCUCGACCUCUCGCCGUACGUGGUGCAACCUCGGGGUGACUCUUCCAAAGAAACAAGCGAGGCUUUGGCAGAAGAAGCAGCAGAAGCAGCAGCAGCAGCAGCACCAACAGCGAGAGCAGGAGGAGCAAGAGGAGCAGGAGGGGAAGGGGAUGGAGGAGGGGUGGGAGGAGCAGGGGUAGAGAGUAAAGCAGGGGGGUGUGCUGCCGGUGAUGAAAAGCCAAGGGUAGGGAAGCGAGGCGGUAGGAGGAUUGGAGAUAGAGGGGAAGAGUCCAGGCAAUGGGGCGGGGGAAAGAGGCGAGGUAGUGCAGCAAGAAGGGGAGGAAGAGGAGGAGGGGAAGAAGAGGGAGAAGGAAAGACAGAAGCAGGAGAAGGGAAAACAGAAGCAGGAGAAGGGAAAACAGUACUAGGAGAAGUGCAAAGAACAGGAGAAGGUGCAGCGGAACCUAGUCAGAAGUCCUCCGAGCCUCCUACACCUAGUCUUAAGUACCAGUUAGUAGCGAUUCUGCAGCACAAGGGCAGCCAGGCGUCGUGCGGGCACUAUGUGGCUCAUGUGAAAGACGUUCGGAGUGGGCAGUGGUGGUUGUUCAAUGACGAGCAGGUGGUGCGGCUGGGCCGACACCCCAUGGGGGAGGGCCGGGAAGACAAGGCGGCUGUAAAGGGAGCGGAGAAGGGGGCAGACAAGGGGGCUGUAAAGGGUGGUGGGAAGGGGGUUGAGAAGACGGGUGCAGUGGAAGCAGCUACAGUGGAAGCUAGCUUGGGACGACACCCCAUGGGAGAGGGCGGGGAGGAAAAAGCAGCUGUGAAGGGAGCUGCGAAGGGCGUUGAGAAGGGGGCAUCUCAGGCGCCUCAGGACGCUAUGGGGGAGGAGAUUGGGGCUGAAGGAGUAGGGAUGCAGCUGGCUGGGAAGGCGGCGGGUGGUGCAGAGAGGAAUGGCAGGAUCAGUGGCAGCGGAGGUGAAGAGGCAGCAGCAGGAGGAGAUGACGCAGGGGCGUCAGCCGGAGUGGUAGGGAAGCAUUUUGCUGAUAAGGUGGUGGGUGGUGCAGAGAGGAAUGGCAGGAUCAGUGGCAGCGGAGGUGAAGAGGCAGCAGCAGGAGGAGAUGACGCAGGGGCGUCAGCCGGAGUGGUAGGGAAGCAUUUUGCUGAUAAGGUGGUGGGUGGUGCAGAGAGGAAUGGCAGGAUCAGUGGUAGCGGAGGUGAAGAGGCAGCAGCACGAGGAGGAGAUGGAGCAGCAGCGGCAGCAGGAGAGGGAGAGGCAGCAGGAGAAGAAGUGGGAGGAGCAGGGGCAGCAGGGGAAGGGGCAGUAAGAGAUAAGUCUGAUGGGACUGGUAAGGCGGUCGGGUCUGAUGAUACGACUGACUUGACUGGUGGGAAGAGCGAGGGGACUUCAGAUGUCUGUGAUGCUCAUCCAAUUGACCUUGACGGAAUUAACAACACUGAUGGGACUGGCCCUGAAACGACUGACCCUCAUCCCAUUGACCUUGAUAGCACUGACCCUGAGGGGACUGACCUUCAUCGGAUUGACCCGCAUGGCAGUACUGAUCCUGAUUUGAUUGACCUUGAUGGGAUUGACCCUGAUCCAAUUGACUUGGAUCGGGUAUCAGAUGAUGUAGACGCGAAGAAGGGUAACCCACCUUCGCUUGGUCCGCAGAAGCGUCGCAGAGUGGGCCGACAACGGGGCCUUGAGUCGUUUCUCAAGCCCGCAGCCUCUGAGAAUCCACCUGACGAAACACCUGACGGUUCUGGCAAGGCGCCUCUGAAGAAGCAGAUCUCGUUGCUGGCGGAUUCUGUUGCUGCUCCACCUGGAAAAGCACCUGAAAAAGCACCUGUAAGGCAACGGCGAUCCGCGUCCCAAGCUCAACAUGUGGCAGUGACGAGCAAGAAGCAAGAGGCAGUUUGUAACGGUGUGCAUGGUGCGGAGAGUGGUGGUGAGGUGACUUUUGAGGCGUCUCAAAAGCGAUCCGCGUCCCUGGCUCAGCAUGUGGCAGUGACAAGCAAGAAGCAAGAGGCAGUUUGUAACGGUGUGCAUGGUGCGGAGAGUGGUGGUGGGGUGUGCGGGCCGGUUGGUUCCAGGAAAAGGGGGACUGCAGUGAACGGUCGGGAGGGAGAGGGGGAGGAGGAGGAGGUGACGUCAGCAGAUGCAUACAUGCUUAUAUACGUGCGGGAGGGCUUUGGGGAAGGAGAGGAAGGGGAGGGGGUGGGGUUCAGUGGGUUUGUGAAGUUUGAAAAGUCAGCUAGUGCAAUUGAGGGUGAGUGGGUCCCACUGAGAGGGGAUGGUAGUGGGAGUGGUAGGGGUGAAGCAGUGAGAGGCGAUGGUACUACUACUAAUGGUGCCAAUGGUGCUAAGUCAGGAGAUGUGAAAGCACAUCAACCCACUGCAACUCCUGGUGAAUCACCUGAACCAACAGCAGAAGCACCUGAUGCGGCGGUUAAAGCACCUGAAGCAGCAACAGGGGCACCUGAUGCUGCAGCGGAAGCGCCUGACGCACCUGUUAAAGCAUCCGAAGCCAUUGUGGAAGCAGGUAGCAAAGACAAAAUGCUCCUCUUGGGAUGUGACUAUGUCCGUCUGCCCCGGUUUCUCUUAGACGAGGUGACUCAAGCGAAUGCUGCGUUUCGGCAGCAGUGUGAGGAGCAGAGGAGAGGUCCCAUUGACAACACCCCUCUCCUGUGCCCUCCUAACGGGCUGGUGCCACGAGCCAGCCUGCCUCUCAAUACCUCCCUCUCACUCCCCUCACCCCUCCCAUCUCUCCCUUCCCCUGUCUACAGAGGUCCCAUUGACAACACCCCUCUCCUGUGCCCUUCUCACGGGCUGGUACCACGAGCCAGCCUGCCUCUCAUGAAGCGAAUAUCGCCUGUCGCAUGGGCCAUGCUGGUCUCCCAGUACGAAGGUGGUCCGGCCCUCUCCCAGGCAGCAUGCUGCUCGGAGUGUCUGAUCGCAGAGGCACUGGCAGCAGUGAGUGCUGGGAGCUACAGGGAGGAGAGGGCGCGCGUGCGAGUGCUGGUGGAAGAAAACAUCAAAGGAAGGGGCCUGGAGGGACUGGGAUACUAUGUCUCCAAGCCAUGGCUGAACAACUGGCUGAGGAGGACAAAAGCUGACGCCCCUACCGCGGCUGACAGCAACCCCCUGGGCGGCAUUGUUUGUCCGCACCUGGGCUUGAUGCCGGAGGGGGGAGGAGGGGAGGCGAGGAGGGCAGUUGUGAGUAGGGAGGUGUGGGGGUGGCUGAAACGGUGGGCGGAGGAGGGGAGGAGGAGAGGAGAGGAAGAGAGAGUUAAAGAGGCCGAAGAGAGAGGAAGGGAGGAGAGUGAGAUUGUGCAAGAGGGGGAUAAGAGUUUGAGGAAGGAGGAAAGUUUGAGUGAAGGGGAGCAUUGUACGGGUAAGGAAGAGGGGAAGUCUCUAGCGAGCAAUGGAGCAGAGGCCAAGGAGGCUGCAACCACAAAGAUUAAGGAAGGGAAGGAAGAGGAACCCUUCACUAUAGUCACACGGUCAGAAUGGGACGAGCUGAGCAGCCAGUGGGGCAGCACACCUGCCUCUGCCAUCCGCAACCCAGAGGAGAUUGCAGAGGAGGAAGAGAGGGCAAUGAGGGAAGAGUUACAGAGGGGGGAUUACAGGGAGGAGGAGAUUGUGGUUGAGUUGGUGAGGGGGUCUGAGCCUCCCCCUUCUGUUGUUGCUUCCACGUAUGGUUUUCCGCCGUUAGCCGUGUCGCGCCGGUUUGCGGCUGCUGCUAAUGCUGCUGUUGGUGCUGCUGGUGGUGGUUCUGCUGCUGGUGCUGCUGCUGGUGCUGCUGGUGGUGCUGCUGGUGGUGCUGCUGGUGGUGCUACUGGUGCUGCUGCUCGUGCUGGUGAUGCUACUGGUGGUGGUAGUGCUGCUAUUGCUACAGCUGCUGGGGGCGCUACUUAUGCCACUGACACUCCUGCUACUAAUGGUGCUGCUGCUGCUGCUCAUGCUGCUACUACUGGUGUUCCUGGUUCUGCUCCCUGUGCUGAAGCUGCCGUUGCUGCUGCCGCUUCAGGUGCUGGUGCUGUUACUACUAGGCCACUGAAAGCAGCGAUACCACUGGCCAUGCCAUACAAACGACCACUGCGAACGGGGGGAAGCCGUGUUGCAAUAAGGGUAUCAGGCACAACCACGCUGCACCAGCUGAAGCUGCAGAUCUGGGAGUCCCUGGGAGUGGUCCCUGAGAACCAGCGCAUAGGGUUUGGCACGGAGGAAGUUACUGAUUUGGAGGAGCAUGAGGGUGUAUCGAUGGUGCAGGCUGGAGUGUUUGCUGGCGCCCGGCUUUGGGUGGUGGAUACCAAAGAGCACAAGGACAGGGACAUUGCAGGUAAGUGGGUGAAUGUUGUUGUUGGUUCUGAGGAAAUCACUGCAAUGGAGGGCCAUGAUGAGGGUGUGUCGCUGGUGCAAGCUGGAGUGUUUGCGGGUGCCCAGCUUUGGGUGGUGGAUACUAAAUCACCCCAAAACGCUGCUCACUUCCUUUUUCCUCCUCGCAAUUUCUCCCCAACACAUCUGUUUCCGUUCCCCACCGCUCCCUCCUCCCUCUUCCAGUCCCCCCCCCCCCUUGUUCCGUCAGAGGAGCUCCCAGUUGUUGAUGACAUGCAGGAGGAGGAGGCAGGCUUCAAGGGCACAGGCCUGGCUGGUGGUUUCGCGGUGACUAGUUUUCCAGCAGCAGACGCAGAUACAGUAGCAGUUGAAGGCAAUUUCUCCUCCCUCUUCCCUCUCCCCUGCCUUGUUCCGUCAGAGGAGCUUCCAGUUGUGGAUGACGCACAGAAGGAGGAGGCAGGCUUUAAGGGCACAGGCCUUGCUGGCAGUUUCCCAAUCAUCGAGUCGGGUCACGCCGACGCGAUUCACGACGUGCAGAUGGACUACUACGGCAAGCGACUGGCGACGGCGUCGUCCGAUCGCUCGAUUCGCGUCUUCUCCGUCGCAGGCGACCACCACUCGCAUCUCGCGGAUCUGAUUGGUCACGAGGGUCCGGUGUGGCAGGUGACUUGGGCUCACCCUAAAUUCGGGUCCAUCCUCGCGUCGUGCUCGUACGACCGCAAAGUGAUCAUCUGGAAAGAAACCAGCGAGAACCAGUGGAUCAAGGCGCAGGUAUUCUCGGACCAUGAAGGCUCAGUGAACAGCAUCAGCUGGGCGCCUCACGAGUAUGGGCUGGUGCUCGCAUGCGCCUCCUCUGAUGGCUCCAUCUCCAUCCUCACCCACCGUGCCGACGGUGGCUGGGAUGCCUCCCGGAUCCCCCAAGCCCACCCUGUGGGGGUUACUUCCGUUUCCUGGGCUCCUGCCACGGUUCCAGGAAGCUUCCUGGGGUCUGGUCUGAAUCCGGUGCUGCGGUUUGUGUCGGGAGGGUGUGAUAAUAUGGUGAAGAUUUGGCGGUAUUCGAGUGAGGGAGGGGGAGGGUGGCGGCUGGACGGUGCGCCGCCUGGUUUGGCCCGGCACACGGAUUGGGUUCGGGAUGUGGCUUGGGCGCCGAACCUGGGCGUGCCGAAGAGUACAAUCGCCAGUGCUUCACAGGAUGGCACUGUACUGAUCUGGACCCAGACGAGUGAGUCGGACCCGUGGAAACCCCUGCUGCUGCAGUACUUUAAGGUGCCUGUGUGGAGGGUCAGCUGGUCGCUCACUGGAAACAUCUUAGCUGUAUCCGAUGCAAAUAACAAUGUGUCGCUCUGGAAGGAGGCUGCAGAUGGUCAAUGGUCCCAAGUCUCCACUAUCCAACAACCAUAG